AUGGAGGCCGGGGCAGGUCGCGUUCGCGAUGACAGCCCUUCCCAAGCGGAGGCAGUGGCGGAGGGGCAGCACCAGAGGCAGGAGCGUCGCAGGCGCCGCCGUCGCCGACGUGCCAGUUACCACCGCACUGCGUCCUCAAACUUGCACCAGCGUGGGCUUCGUGCCUACCGUGUUUCAAUCUACAGCCGGAACCUCAUCGCUUCGCUGGCCCGCGUCAUUCGCGGUGAUGGCGAGCACGCCGUUGCGCAAAUCCACGAUGAAGAAUCCACCAACACAGAAGUCUUUCGCAUGGAGUCAGGUCCUGUGGGUGUGAUCCAGGACAUUGUCGUCUUUAUCGCACUUGUGGACACGGUGAUUCGCGCUGUUGCACACGUGCACGCGCCAAUCCUCACACACGUCGACUUCAUCAACGUCUUCCUCACCGUCACAGUCGCCCUGAGGCUUGCCUUUGACUGGUACGAUGGCAACUUCAUCGUUCCAAACUUCCUACACAUAUGGGCACUUCGGGGCGCUGCUCUCAGUGUCACAACCGGCAUUCUCCGGAUGUGCCAGCGGUCCAGUGACAUUGUUGAGUUGACCGUCAGCAUGCUCAAUCUCAUCCUCACGUUGUUCUGCGUGGUCAUCACAUCCAUGUGUGGGGUGGAGCACCUGGAAAAGGGGAACGAAAACAACUUCACUCUCUUCACCGCACUUUGGUUUGUCGUCGUCACCUUCUCCACCGUGGUACGUGCAUGA
Salpingoeca rosetta is the source of this 735-nucleotide messenger RNA. RefSeq lists its product as uncharacterized. NCBI's taxonomy places the organism in Eukaryota, Choanoflagellata, Craspedida, Salpingoecidae. The coding region runs from base 1 to 735 and encodes 244 amino acids. The record is from RefSeq and is a predicted model, not a curated record. Gene Ontology annotation, molecular function: intracellular sodium-activated potassium channel activity. The transcript is spliced from 7 exons.